AUGGCCAGCAAUCCGUACGAAGUCGAGCACAACAUCCAAGCGCCGACGAGCCAGCCGCACCGCCGGCGUCCCGACAUGUCAAGCUUCACAUCGCACCUGCACCAGAUCUCGCAAGACGCCUCGCAACCGCACCGCGCAGGUCCAACGCCCGUCGACACAGCGGCGCUCUACCGGCUGGUGCAGGACCAGCUCGCGACGCUCCGCAAUGACGCGCCCGACGCCGAGAACCAGCGCUUCCUCGAGCAGCUGAUGGGGGUGCUGGAGGGCGACAUCGCCGCGCCGCCCGACCACGUGCCAGGCGUGACGCAGGAGUACCUAGAUACACUAGAGCGCGUGCCGCGCAAGGCGUUGGAGGUUGACGACAGCUGCCCGAUCUGCCGCGGGAAGUACCUCGACGACAAGUACUGCCUGGUGGUGGAGCUGCCAUGCCACGGGCGGCACAGGUACGAUUUGGAGUGUGCGGGGCCCUGGCUGCUGAGCAAGGGCAACUGCCCCAUGUGUCGCAUGGACCUGACGAAGAAGAGGGUCGUCGAGGUGCCGAAGGAUGAUGAGGAGGACGAGCAGGAUGAUGUCGAUGGGCUCUAUGGUUGA
Anthostomella pinea is the source of this 591-nucleotide messenger RNA. NCBI's taxonomy places the organism in Eukaryota, Fungi, Ascomycota, Sordariomycetes, Xylariales, Xylariaceae. The record is from the annotation of a GenBank genome assembly.